Messenger RNA from Fonsecaea multimorphosa CBS 102226, 996 nucleotides. Its product is annotated as deoxyhypusine hydroxylase. Gene Ontology annotation, molecular function: deoxyhypusine monooxygenase activity. The transcript has a single exon. Lineage: Eukaryota; Fungi; Ascomycota; Eurotiomycetes; Chaetothyriales; Herpotrichiellaceae. Gene Ontology annotation, biological process: peptidyl-hypusine biosynthetic process. Bases 1 to 996 code for a protein of 331 amino acids. The record is from RefSeq and is a predicted model, not a curated record.
AUGGCAGCAGCUGCGCAGCCCGAUUCGAGGAUUGACACCACCAUUUCAUCCCUACGAAGAGAUCUGACCUCCGAGAACGUCCCACUUGCCCGACGCUUUCGCGCCCUAUUCUCUCUCAAACACGUUGCUUCGCAGUCUCCUGGGCCACAGGCAACAGCAGCAAUAGAAGCAAUCGCGGCGGCCUUUACUUCUCCCUCCGCACUCUUGAAACACGAGCUGGCAUACUGUUUGGGACAGACCAGGAAUCUAGCGGCAGUACCAUUCCUUCGCGCCGUGCUCGAAGAUAGGGCCGAAGAUGCAAUGUGUAGGCACGAGGCGGCGGAGGCGCUGGGAGCGCUGGGAGACCUGUCAAGUCUACAGAUCAUGAACCAGAUGAAAGACGACGAGCGCGAGCCUGUGGUGGUGAGGGAGACAUGUGACAUUGCAGUCGAUCGCAUAAAUUGGGCUCAUUCUGAGAGCCGGCAAAGCGAAUGCUUGAAGUCAAGUGACUUUGCCUCCAUCGAUCCUGCACCUCCUCUACCUUUAUCUUCAGAAACACUUUCAAUCCCGACUCUACAGGCGACACUUCUCGACACUUCAUUGCCUCUGUUCCAGCGAUAUCGUGCCAUGUUCGCGCUUCGAGACCUUGCGUCUCCACCAGACCUCCCUACAGCAGAAACUGCCGUCCAUGCCCUUGCUUCCGGCUUUAAAGAUCCAUCAGCACUAUUCCGACAUGAGGUGGCUUUCGUGUUUGGGCAACUGUCCCACCCAGCGUCAAUACCCGCGUUGCUGGCUGUGCUGGAAGAUACCGAGGAAGAAAGCAUGGUCCGGCACGAGGCGGCGGAGGCACUUGGCAGUCUAGGAGAAGAACCGGGUGUGGAGGAAAUACUGAGGAGAUUCUUGAAUGAUCCCGAGCAAGUGGUUCGUGAGAGCGUCAUUGUUGCUCUUGAUAUGGCUGUGUACGAAAAAACGGGCGAGAUGGAGUACGCCACCAUUCCAACAGAAAUUGCUGCAUAG